This is a messenger RNA of Nerophis ophidion (straightnose pipefish), 1250 nucleotides long. It is a transcript of the gene fgfr1op2, whose product is annotated as FGFR1 oncogene partner 2. The transcript has 5 exons. The coding region runs from base 283 to 1044 and encodes 253 amino acids. The record is from RefSeq and is a predicted model, not a curated record. Gene Ontology annotation, biological process: response to wounding. NCBI's taxonomy places the organism in Eukaryota, Metazoa, Chordata, Actinopteri, Syngnathiformes, Syngnathidae.
GUAAUCACGCGAGAUUCCGCGAGAUGUGAUCAGUUUGAUUUUAUUUUGAAGAUGUUGCAGUUAGAUAUAACCUUAUCAUUUAUAGUCUUCGUUAAUAAUUUGAUACUUGUUUAUUAAGGGCCAACAAAGUCUGAAAACCGUGCCGCCCAUAUUUGAUUGUGUUUCCAAGGCGACCGGUCGUGAAAUAAGGAGCCGCCUUGAGUUACUCAUUGAUGUCUGCUAGCCUGCAGCUAAUGUUAGCUUCGCAACAUCAACAGGAAGUAACGAGCAAGCUAAAUCCUAAUGUCUUGCAUUUUAAGUUCUCCAGACAUGAACUGCACUUUGGAGAAAGUCCUGGCCGAUGCCAAAUCGUUGGUGGAAAGGCUCCGUAACCAUGACAACGCUGCAGAACUAUUAAUUGAGCAGACAACCUAUCUCAACAAGCGGGUGGAUGCAAUGAAGCAGGUAGGGCGCUCAGGCCAACACGUAAAUGACUCGUAUGUUAAAAGUAUCAGGGUCUUAGUGACUGUCUAUGUAUUUGUUGUAUCCCAGUACCAGGUGGAGAUUGACACACUCAACCAGGUUGCACGUCAUCGUCCUCGAUCCAGUCUGAUCCUGGGCAUCCAGCAGGAGAACCGUCAAAUCCGAGACCUCCAGCUGGAAAAUAAAGAGCUACGGACGUCGUUGGAGGAGCACCAGUCUGCGUUGGCGCUCAUCAUGACCAAAUAUCGGGAGCAGGUGUUCAGGCUGCUCAUGGCCAGAAAGAAGGACGACCCUGCCAUUGUGAGCCAGCUGAAGGAGAAGCACACAACGGAAAUGCAAGCGCACAUAGACAAGAUCAACGAGAUGGCUUCUGUGAUGAGGAAAGCCAUAGAGGUGGACGAGGGGCGGACGUGUGAAGACGAAGAGAGGAUUCAGCAGCUAGAGCUGGAGAACAAAGGACUGAGAGAGCUGCUUGGCAUCAGUCGUGAAGCAUUCCUCAUCCUCAAAAGCGAAGACUCGUCAGAAAGCACUUCGCUGUCGCCACCACUGACCAACACUGAUGUCAGCUUACAGCAGAGUUAAUAGUGGAGGUGACCGACCCACCCUUCCACGACUUGACUGCCGGUGCAUUUACUGUAUCACCUUCCUGCAUUUGAACUAUCACUUUCUCUAUUUUUGGUACUUAGAGGUUUGUGUGUUUAAACACAGCCUAUGGCACUUAUGAAAACUUGAACGUGUGAUUGUGCUGAAGGAAAGUGUGCGAUAGAAUAAAUCGUAUAAAUAUUAAA